AUGCGAAGACGUGGCGAUGAACUUGAUGUUGAGUUGGCACCAAGUAAAAGACUAAUUAAUUGCGGUUUGACCCCCCAUGUUUUGAACAACUCUCAUUAUAUUCGAACUUCUUCAGAUACAACCAUUAAAGCACUCAAUGAAUUUUUGAUGCAUUUAGCCAAUCAGACAAGUGGGUUUGUCCCAAAACAAUUGACCGAUUUCAUCACAACAGAUCAUGUCGAGUCCAACUUAUGUCACAAUUCUAAUAUUAAUCAAUUUUAUGUAGAUCGACGAUACCGUCUAUGUAAAAUUGACCCGUCUGAAAAUUUGGCAAAUAUUUUUUUCAAUUCAAUUAACUGGGACAAACAUUUGAUCAUUUUCUUUGAUUUGAAGUCAGCAAAUGAGUCAAGUUUGGGAUUAAAUGAAAUUAUUGGCGAGGAAUUAGCUAAUUAUAUUGAACGAUAUGCAAGAACCGAAUCAUUGGAUAUUAUGUUUCUUACUCCGCCUGAUUGCCCUCAAUCAGUUGCAGUUCUUCAAAUAAUUCAUUCUCUAAAACAGUUGCAGCGGUACACUAAUCACAUAUUUUCUAAUGCAAAUCAAAGAUUAGGAAAAUGUCAAGAAAGAAUCAAUCUUCAGCUUAGAAGAAUCGAAGUAAUAGAAAAGAAGGUUGAAACGCUUGAGCAGGUGGAUGAAAUUCCUGUUUUUCAUUGUGCACCGAGGCAUCCGGAAUUGUGCUUUGCUGGAUUUUGUCAACCAGUAUUCGGAAAGGUGAUGGUAAACUUAGCGGAUGUGCAAGAUCAAACGAACAAUGCAAAUUACGAACUUGAUCUGUUGAACGGUGUAUACAAACCUGAACCAUUGAAGAUAAUCAAGGAUGGCAUUGAACGUAAGAAAAAUGCAGGACAUUUUGCACAAAAGUCGCAAAAGUUUGAUAAUUCAGACCUUAACGGUCCUUUGCAAUCUGAUGCCAAAAUUCAUAAACUAAACUUGACAAAACUUUUCACUGCUGACAUGUCUCGAAAAUUCGUUUCAGCGCAACUUGAUUUUUCAGACUCGUUACUUGAAGGUCUAGAAACGUUGACCUCUUCAAUUGGUAAAGAAACAUUUUCUAUUGGAAAUGAGAUUGUUGAAGCAAAUCUUCUAGCAACUCUUGACUGCUCACAAGCAAAUGUCUUCGAUAGUUUGGGUGAAAAAGUUGAAUUUGAUUUGCCCGAGGAUUUGCCUGUUUUUGACACAAAAAGUUUGGGAACAAGAAGUGUUUCUACUCUCUUUCGCUCCGACGAGCAUCUUUCAAGUAAAACGGAAGCUCCAAAGAUUUUAUGCAUUCCAGAUGAAUCAGAUAUUAGAGAAAGGCCUAAACUUGACUCGUGUGGUUUUGAGGAUAAAAUCAGGAAUGACGUUGUUUCUCCUCCAAUUAUACCAUCUGUUGAAGCUUCAUCUCUUCCACAGAUUCAAGCACCACCACCUCCUCCACCACCACCACCUUUACAACAGGCAAAAGCUAUUUCCGGUCGUUCUGAUUUGAUGGCUGCUAUCCGGGCAACUGGUGGAGUAAAAGGGGCGGGUCUGAAAUCUGUGAAGAUGGAUGACGAUCAAUUAGAAAACUCUAACACUAAGAAAAAUGUUGAAGAAGAUUUGAUGACCUCUUUGACACGAGUGCUUGCAAUGCGAAGAAGAGGAAUUUCUGGACGACGAAAUCCGUCAAAUUCGAAGUCAAUGGGUGAUGUCCUCCGUGAGAAUAUCCCAACAAGAUCGAGGACCGGAAGUAGCAGUGGGGAGGAUCAAAAUUCCAAUGAGGUAGGACCAAAUGAAUGGGUUGAUGAAUGA
Meloidogyne enterolobii is the source of this 1806-nucleotide messenger RNA. Lineage: Eukaryota; Metazoa; Nematoda; Chromadorea; Rhabditida; Meloidogynidae. The record is from the annotation of a GenBank genome assembly.